Misgurnus anguillicaudatus (oriental weatherfish) is the source of this 2221-nucleotide messenger RNA. It is a transcript of the gene glyctk, whose product is annotated as glycerate kinase. Gene Ontology annotation, cellular component: cytoplasm. The record is from RefSeq and is a predicted model, not a curated record. Lineage: Eukaryota; Metazoa; Chordata; Actinopteri; Cypriniformes; Cobitidae. Gene Ontology annotation, molecular function: glycerate kinase activity. Gene Ontology annotation, biological process: protein phosphorylation.
UCAGCUGACAAGGAUUUACACGUGACCGUGUUAUGCUUCAGCAGCAGCUGUUUGGACAAUAAUUACACAAAUAUAAUGACAAUAACUGACACAGCAUUUAAAAGGGGCUUACCUAAACCUAAACUGAACAGUAAGUUAAUAACACAAGAAACUGAGAAAAAGACGUCGUCCGAUGAUUAAAAAGUUGAAUAACAGCGCGUGACUGUCAGCAGAGUGAAAAGAUGGUAACACAGGUAAACAACAUGUCAGAUUAGAUGUUUUACUGUACAUAAGCGUAGUUAUUUUGUCUAUUACUAACUAACUGGACUCUACCUUUAGUCAACUUUUAAGUGCAUGUCUACGAACCUCCUCUUUUGGGAUUGACCCUUGGUGAAUCCAUAAACCAAAAACAAAAUUUCUCAGUGCCCUAUGGUCAAGCUUUAGGCAAUCAUUAACUUACUCAUUAUGUACACAAGCUGUAGUGUAAUGCAUUUCAGAUAGUGCCUGCAGGAUUGCUUUUGCAAAAAAAUUGUCUACUUAUAAAGAGUUUCAUCUCCAGGCCGUGUACAGGUCCUACGCUGCUGUUUUUCUUUGGUGUGGAUAGUUUGAUCAGUUUAUGGCUCGGUUACUUGCUCUCUCUCGUUCUCUUUACCUGUGGCGUCCACCGUGGAUGGGCUUAACAUCAUUACACUCUCGCAGUAUGUCAUCGUUAGAGAAGCGAGCACUGGCUGUGUUUUCUGCAGCGGUUGAAGGUGUACAACCAGACAUAGUGGUCCGUAAGGGUCUGGAGCGACAUGGGAAUAAAUUACUAGUGGGUGGUCAGAGUUUUACACUUAGCAAUAACCUGUAUGUGGUGGGCUUUGGCAAGGCCGUGUUGGGGAUGGCAGCGGAGGCAGAAAGGAUUGUUGGGGAUCAUUUAAUUAAAGGAGUUGUCAGUGUGCCUCAUGGUAUUCAGAAUACACUACGGAGUCAUGGAAAAGAGAAGAUGCUGCUUGAGAACAACAGUAAAAUUACUGUUAUGGAAGGAGCAAAGCACAAUUUACCUGAUGCAGAUGCCCAGAAGUCAGCUGAAUGUAUUCGUGAACUGACCAGCGGUCUAACUGAGAAAGAUCUGCUGCUUGUUCUUAUCUCUGGUGGUGGCUCCGCUCUUUUACCUGCUCCGGCACCACCCAUGUCCUUGCAGGAGAAACAGGAUGUGACACGGCAUCUUGCAGCGGCAGGGGCCACAAUACAGGAGUUAAAUACGGUUCGACGGGCCCUGUCCAUUUUAAAGGGUGGAGGCCUUGCCCGAUGUGCCUACCCAGCCCAGGUGGUGGCAUUGAUUUUGUCAGAUGUCAUUGGAGAUCCUUUGGAUUUGAUCGCCAGCGGUCCAACAGUUAGGAGUGAGACAUGGCCAGAGGAAGUUUGGGCUAUCUUUGAACGUUAUAAGCUCUCUGAUUCCUUGCCUUCCUCUGUAAAAGAAGUGCUUAGUAAAUCCGGCUCCCGUUGGGUGCAAAAACAGCCACAAGAGGUUAAAGAUCAUGUUUUAAAUGUUGUAAUAGGCUCAAACACCAUCGCUCUUGAAUGUGCGAGCCGUAAAGCGAGUGAGUUAGGACUCCGACCCGUGAUUUUAUCCCCGGGGGUGUGCGGUGACGUCCGCUCCGUUGCAACGCUGUAUGGACUGCUAGCGCGUUUUGCAUGCUCCCCGGGGAGAGAACCUCCUCCAGAGCUUGCUUCACAGAUCCUUCGGCUUGGCCCAGAGGUUGGGAUAGAAAGCUGGGAUUUGUGUCGUACCAUGAACGUACUUGAACAUGAAAGGAAAGAAGGCUGGGGUGCUACCUGUCUGCUGGCUGGAGGAGAACCCACAGUGCAGCUUACAGGAAAGGGCAGGGGUGGCAGAAACCAGGAGCUGGCCCUGCGGGUCGGACUUGAGCUUAGUAGUCCUAAAAUAAGGAGUGGUGCAGUGUUUCUCAGUGGAGGGACAGAUGGGCAGGAUGGUCCUACUGAUGCUGCUGGUGCAGUCACUGAUGGGGACCUGAUAGAUGAAGCCAAGACUCAAGGUCUGGACAUUGAUAGCUCACUUACUAAUAAUGAUUCAUUCACAUUUUUCUCACGGCUCUCUGAAGGACGACGGUUACUCGUGCCUGGACUGACAGGUACCAAUGUGAUGGACGUGCAUGUUAUGCUGCUUCCUCCACCACCACCUCUUUGACUCCAGAUGGAUUUGUGUGUGGAAAUAACUAAAUGACAUGUUGGAAUGAAA